Molecule: messenger RNA, 4037 nt
Organism: Micropterus salmoides (largemouth bass)
Lineage: Eukaryota; Metazoa; Chordata; Actinopteri; Centrarchiformes; Centrarchidae
Gene: pde8b
Product: phosphodiesterase 8B
Exons: 22
Coding region: 471-3077 (868 amino acids)
Biological process (GO): signal transduction
Molecular function (GO): 3',5'-cyclic-AMP phosphodiesterase activity
Source: RefSeq, a predicted model, not a curated record
UAAAAUGCGAGCAUGUCACAUGAGCGAAGACAAAGGCGGAUAUGAAGGAAGAGGGUGAUAAAGAGCAGCCAGGUGGUUUAGCCCAUUUAUUAAUUUUAUUCAUUAGUCCGGGUCCGGAUCAUUUCAUAGAUGCGUUAGCGGGUGGUACAUGCCAUGAGCAAGGUUUAGAUUACAGCCUGAAACACCUUUUGUUAUAAAUAUGAUAUCGAAAACUAAGAUCCUAUAAUAGCGGAUGCUGAGGAGGAACCGGAUUCACUGGACGCAUGAAUUAAACAAUCACCAACACCUCACGUUUACACCCUUAAUGUGCUCAAACGGAGGUGUGUGGAGGAGAGAGCUAUUUGAGCCCGCAGCCGAUGCCCGGAGAAUACAGCAGCCUGUGUGCAGGCAGCUGUGGACGACAGAAAGGUGGUACCCAAGUGUCGGUGUUUAUUAUCUGGGAUCGGACUCCGGAGGCGCGUCGCUGAGGUAUGGGCUGCGCUCCCAGUAUCCACGUCUCUCAGAGCGGGGUGAUCUACUGCCGAGACUCAGACGAAUCCAACUCCCCCCACCAGACCACCACCAUCUCUCAGGGCACCGCGGCCACGCUACAUGGGCUCUUCAUCAAAACCGAUGCGGCCGAGACCAUCCCCUCUGUCAUCACCUACCAGAACCGGCACUCGCGCAACAACUCGUACCGGGAUCGCAAGGAGAACAGCGGUGGACACAUCCGCAUCGAGGCCGAGACGCAGACCAGCCACACCAGCGUCAAGGUUUCAGCUACAGAAGAAUGUGUAGGACCUAUGAGACUGACUCAAGAGCCAAUUCAGGUCCUGCUAGUGUUCGCCAAGGAGGACAGCCAAAGUGAUGCCUUCUGGUGGGCCUGCGACCGUGCUGGGUUCAGGUGUAACAUCGCACGGACGCCCGAGUCUGCCGUUGAGUGUUUCCUGGACAAGCACCAUGAGAUUAUAGUCAUUGAUGGACGCCACUCACGCUACUUUGAGCCUGAGGCUGUAUGCCGGCUGAUCCGCGCCACAAAGCCCUCUGAAAACACAGUUGUUCUUGCCGUUGUGCCACAAAAACCUGCUGAUCAGGACGAGCCAUCUGUCCUUCCUCUCCUCUGUGCUGGAUUUAGCAGAAGGUUUGUGGAGAACAGCAGUGUGUCAGCCUGCUAUAAUGAGCUCGUACAGAUUGAACACGGAGAGGUGCGCUGCCAGUUCAAACUCAGGGCUUGUAACGCGGUCUUCACAGCUUUGGAGCACUGCCAAGAGGCGGUGGAGAUCACCAGUGAGGACCACAUAAUACAGUACGUGAACCCAGCGUUCGAGCGGAUGAUGGGCUACCACAAGGGGGAGUUGAUCGGGAAGGAAUUGACAGAGCUCCCCAAGAGUGACAAGAACAGAGCUGACCUGCUGGACACAAUCAACACCUGUAUCAAAAAAGGAAAGGAAUGGCAGGGUAUUUAUUAUGCCAGAAAGAAGUCAGGCGACAGUAUACAACAGCAAGUGAAGAUAACACCUGUCAUCGGCCAAGGAGGGAAGAUUCGACAUUUUGUAGCCAUCAAGAGAGCUCAUGUUGACAACAAUAAUCAGGUCCACAAGUUCAACAAGGAGGAGAGAUGCAGCGGGGAACAUUCUCAGUCAGACUGCCAUUCUCUACGCCACCGGGACAGGAGGAAAGAUUCAGUUGAUGCCAGAUCGCUCAGCUCUCGUGGUAGUGACGCUCCCAGUUUACAGAAUCGAAGAUAUUCCUCUAUCGCCAGGAUUCACUCCAUGACUAUCGAGGCUCCCAUCACCAAGGUAAUAAACAUCAUCAACGCAGCCCAGGAGAACAGUCCAGUAACAGUAGCCGAGGCACUGGAUCGUGUGUUGGAGAUCCUGAGAACCACCGAGCUCUACUCCCCUCAGCUCGCCUCCAAAGAAGAUGACCCCCACACCAACGACCUGGUUGGGGGGCUCAUGAAUGAUGGGCUGCGUAGACUCUCUGGGAAUGAAUAUGUCUUCUGCAAAAAUAUGAGCCCGAGCCAGCUGGCCAUCCCAAUCACUCUGAAUGACGUCCCUCCACCCAUUGCUGAGAUGCUGAAUGAUGAGGAGUGCUGGGAGUUCAACAUCCUGGAGCUGGAGGCAGCUACACACAAGAGACCGCUGACUUACCUCGGACUGAAGAUCUUCACGAGUUUCGGUGUGUGUGAGUUCCUGAACUGCUCGGAGGCCACGCUGCGCUCCUGGCUGCAGGUCAUUGAGGCCAGCUACCACUCUUCAAACUCCUACCACAACUCCACACAUGCCGCAGACGUGCUGCACGCUACAGCCUACUUCCUACGCAAAGAGAGAGUCAAGAGCAGUCUGGAUCAGCUGGAUGAAGUGGCGGCACUGAUAGCAGCCACAGUGCACGAUGUGGACCACCCAGGCAGGACAAACUCCUUCCUGUGUAACGCCGGUAGUGAACUGGCGAUCCUCUACAAUGACACAGCUGUGCUGGAGAGCCACCACGCAGCCCUCGCCUUCCAGCUCACUGUCCGAGACAGCAAGAGCAACAUCUUCAAGAACACAGACAGAAAUCAGUUCAGAACACUGCGACAGGCAAUUAUUGACAUGGUGCUGGCUACAGAGAUGACCAGACACUUUGAGCACGUCAGCAAGUUUGUCAACAGCAUCAACAAGCCGAUGGCUGCCAUAGAGGAGACCAGUAGCAUGAACAGCGACUGCGAGGGUCAGGCCAACAUCAGAAACUCUCCAGAGAACCGUUUGCUGAUAAAGAGGAUGUUGAUCAAGUGUGCAGAUGUGGCAAAUCCCUGCAGACCGCUCGAGCUCUGCAUCGAGUGGGCUGGACGGAUCUCUGAGGAGUAUUUUGCACAGACAGAUGAGGAAAAGAGACAAGGGCUGCCGGUGGUGAUGCCAGUGUUUGACAGGAACACCUGCAGCGUGCCCAAAUCUCAGAUCUCCUUCAUAGACUACUUCAUCACUGAUAUGUUUGACGCCUGGGAUGCCUUCGCCUGCCUACCUGGUCUCAUGGAACACCUGUCGGAGAAUUACAAGUACUGGAAGAGCCUGGAUGAGAUGAAGUGUAAGAGCCUGCGUCCUCCCCCUCCUUCUUGACCAAUUCCUAAUCGCCUCCUCUCAUCCAUCACUCCGGGCAGGCUAAGACAGAGAACGCAGCCCUGCAGUGGAACAAAGUCUCUUCAGCUGUGAUUCGACGGAGGUCUGUGCCCUCCCGGGCACCCCCGGACACAUUCUCGGACCCAAAGCUGGUCAAUCGGGGGACUCUGAAAGCAGACAUCACUGACUGAUGAACACUGAGACGCUGUUUCAAUCUCAAAUCACAGCCUCUUUUCUUGUUUGGUUCUCGUGGAGGUGGUGUUCUGCCAGUUGAGAACAGGUUGUCAUUUGAGGGCCCCGCCGACUCUCUGUUGUCACUUUAUGGCCCUGUUAAGUAUUCCAAAUAGCACCGCUACAAAACUGUGUUGACCUCAUCAUUCACUUGACAAUCUGUACCGUCCAUUGUAACAUCAGAAACCUGCACUUUAGCUAAUCAAGACACUUUCAUUUUGAGCUCCUCCUUGCUAUUUUUGCUUUUCAGUAGUUUUUUUCCUCAGUUUUCUUUAAACAGAUCUUUUUAUUCUACGUCUGUCUAUUGCUGUAAAAGAAAUGUGGUGAAUAACGUGGUCACCAAAGCUAGAGUCACUAACUGAGAAUAAGUACAAAGACGGAUCUGUUCGUGCUUGCCGGUUAAUGUGUGUGUACUAAAUUGCCAACUUGCGAAGGUGCUCAUCUGGAAAUUAUUCUUAUAAACUGUGAUAAGGUCUACAGUAUGAGACACACUUUGACUUGUGUAUGGGACCAAAUUCUUAGCAAACCCUGUCGGCCCUGUACAGAAAAAACUUGUUUAAGAAAGGGGAGCAAGUACCAGGAUCCAAUCAGAGAGGGAGAACCAGCACAAAGGUUUUCUAAAUGUCCAGCCCCAGAUACAGAGGUAGCCUCCAAGAAGACCUGUGUUUGUGAUGACUGCUGGAUCUAAAGAUCAUGUAGCUCUGUAACAAGUGGUGAAACAUCUCCCUC